CGAGCGAGAGGGAAGAAACAAGAUGGCGGCUGAAGGCGAUCCGGAGUGGGGCCCCAGCAAUUCGGAUUGAGCCUUCUCCCUCCACCCGCUUCCGCCGGCCGGGCCCCUCCCGCCCGGCCCCGCGGGCCUCCCCACCCGGCCCCGGCGCCCCCCACCGCCACCCCUCCGCCCGCCCCUCCCCCCUCCGCUUUCCCUUCUCCCCCCGCCUCGGCUCCGACAUGAGGGGCCGGCGGGGCAGGCCGCCCAAGCAGCCCGCGGCUCCCGCUGCGGAGCGCUGCACCCCGGCCCCGCCGCCGCCGCCGCCUCCGCCCACGUCCGGACCCAUCGGGGGGCUCCGCUCGCGGCACCGCGGCAGCAGCCGGGGCAGGUGGGCCGCCGCCCAGGCUGAGGUGGCGCCCAAGACGCGGCUGAGCUCGCCCAGGGGGGGCAGCAGUAGCCGGAGGAAGCCGCCGCCGCCGCCGCCGCCGGCCCCCCCCAGCACCAGCGCCCCGGGCCGGGGGGGGCGAGGAGGCGGGGGCGGCAGGACGGGGGGCGGGGGCGGCGGCGGCCACCUGGCCCGGACCACCCCGGCCCGGAGGGCCGUCAACAAAGUGGUGUACGAUGACCACGAGAGCGAAGAGGAGGAGGAGGAGGAGGACAUGGUCUCCGAGGAGGAGGAGGAGGAGGAGGAGGACGGCGACGCCGAGGAGACCCAAGAUUCCGAGGACGACGAGGAGGAUGAGAUGGAGGAGGACGACGAUGAUUCCGAUUAUCCGGAGGAGAUGGAAGACGACGACGACGACGCCAGUUACUGCACGGAAAGCAGCUUCAGGAGCCAUAGCACCUAUAGCAGCACUCCAGGUAGGCGAAAACCGAGAGUACAUCGGCCUCGUUCUCCGAUAUUGGAAGAAAAAGACAUCCCGCCCCUUGAAUUUCCCAAGUCCUCUGAGGAUUUAAUGGUGCCUAAUGAGCAUAUAAUGAAUGUCAUUGCCAUUUAUGAGGUACUGCGGAACUUUGGCACCGUUUUAAGGUUGUCUCCUUUUCGCUUUGAGGACUUCUGCGCGGCUUUGGUGAGUCAGGAGCAGUGCACGCUUAUGGCGGAAAUGCACGUCGUGCUCUUGAAAGCGGUUUUGCGCGAAGAGGACACUUCAAAUACUACCUUCGGACCUGCUGAUCUGAAAGACAGCGUUAAUUCCACGCUCUAUUUCAUCGACGGGAUGACGUGGCCGGAGGUGCUGCGGGUGUACUGUGAGAGCGAUAAGGAGUACCAUCACGUUCUUCCUUACCAAGAAGCAGAGGACUAUCCCUAUGGACCAGUAGAGAACAAGAUCAAAGUUCUGCAGUUCUUAGUCGAUCAGUUUCUUACCACCAAUAUUGCGCGGGAGGAGUUGAUGUCUGAAGGGGUGAUCCAGUAUGACGACCACUGUCGGGUUUGCCACAAACUUGGGGAUUUGCUUUGCUGCGAGACAUGCUCGGCUGUGUACCAUUUGGAAUGUGUGAAGCCGCCUCUCGAGGAGGUGCCGGAGGACGAGUGGCAGUGUGAAGUCUGCGUAGCGCAUAAGGUGCCUGGUGUGACCGACUGUGUCGCCGAAAUCCAAAAAAACAAACCGUACAUUCGACACGAACCUAUUGGCUAUGACCGAAGUCGAAGGAAAUACUGGUUCCUAAACCGGAGACUCAUAAUAGAAGAAGAUACAGAAAAUGAAAAUGAGAAGAAAAUUUGGUACUACAGCACAAAGGUCCAACUUGCAGAAUUAAUUGACUGUCUAGAUAAAGAUUACUGGGAGGCAGAACUCUGCAAAAUUCUGGAAGAAAUGCGUGAAGAAAUCCACCGACACAUGGACAUAACUGAAGACUUGACCAAUAAGGCUCGGGGCAGUAACAAAUCUUUUCUGGCGGCAGCUAAUGAAGAAAUUUUGGAAUCCAUAAGAGCCAAAAAAGGAGACAUUGAUAUUGUUAAAAGCCCAGAAGAAAUAGAAAAGGACAAGAAUGAGACUGAGAAUAAUACCUCCAAAGAUGCUGAGAAAAGCAGAGAGGAGUUUGAAGACCAGUCCCUUGAAAAAGAUGGUGAUGACAAAGCACCAGAUGAUGAUCCUGAGCAAGGAAAAUCCGAGGAGCCAACAGAAGUUGGGGAUAAAGGUAACUCUGUGUCAGCAAAUCUUGGCGACAACACAACAAAUGCUUCUCCAGAAGAGACUAGUCCCUCUGAAGGGAGGAGUCCCGUGGGGUGUCUCUCAGAAACCCAUGAUAGCAGCAACAUGGCAGAGAAGAAGGUGGCAUCUGAGCUCCCCCAGGACGUGCCAGAAGACCCUAACAAGACCUGUGACAGCAGUAACACUAGUGCUACCACUACCUCCAUCCAGCCUAAUCUGGAAAACAGUAACAGCAGCAGUGAACUAAAUUCUUCCCAGAGCGAAUCUGCUAAGGCAGCUGAUGAGCCUGAAAAUGGAGAAAGAGAGUCUCAUACACCUGUCUCUAUUCAAGAAGAGAUAGGUGAUUUCAAAUCAGAGAAGUCUAAUGGAGAGAUAAGUGAGUCUCCUGGAGCUGGAAGAGGGACAUCUGGGUCAACUCGAAUUAUCACCAGAUUACGGAAUCCAGACAGCAAGCUGAGUCAGCUGAAGAGCCAACAGGUGGCUGCUGCAGCCCAUGAAGCAAAUAAAUUAUUUAAGGAGGGCAAAGAGGUACUGGUAGUUAACUCUCAAGGAGAAAUUUCACGGUUGAGCACCAAAAAGGAAGUGGUCAUGAAAGGAAAUAUCAACAAUUAUUUUAAGUUGGGUCAAGAAGGGAAGUAUCGAGUCUACCACAAUCAGUACUCCACCAAUUCAUUUGCUUUGAAUAAGCACCAGCACAGAGAAGAUCAUGAUAAGAGAAGGCAUCUUGCACAUAAAUUCUGUCUGACUCCAGCAGGAGAGUUCAAAUGGAAUGGUUCUGUCCAUGGGUCCAAAGUUCUUACCAUAUCUACACUGAGGCUGACUAUCACCCAACUGGAAAACAAUAUCCCUUCAUCCUUUCUUCAUCCAAAUUGGGCUUCACACAGGGCGAAUUGGAUCAAGGCAGUUCAGAUGUGUAGCAAACCCAGAGAAUUUGCAUUGGCUUUAGCUAUUUUGGAGUGUGCGGUUAAGCCUGUUGUGAUGCUGCCAAUAUGGCGAGAAUCUUUAGGACACACCAGGUUACACAGAAUGACAUCAAUUGAAAGAGAAGAAAAGGAGAAAGUCAAGAAAAAAGAGAAAAAACAAGAAGAGGAAGAAACGAUGCAACAAGCCACGUGGGUAAAAUAUACAUUUCCAGUUAAACAUCAGGUUUGGAAACAAAAAGGAGAGGAAUACAGAGUUACGGGAUAUGGUGGUUGGAGCUGGAUUAGUAAAACUCAUGUUUAUAGGUUUGUUCCUAAAUUGCCAGGCAAUACUAAUGUGAAUUACAGAAAGUCAUUAGAAGGAACCAAAAAUAAUGUGGAUGAAAAUAUGGAUGAAUCAGAUAGAAGAAAAAGUCCACGAAGUCCAAAAAAAAUAAAAACAGAGCCUGAUUCUGAGAAAGAUGAGGUAAAAGAUUCAGAUGCUACAAAAGGAGCAGACCAAAGUGAAAUGGAUGUUUCCAGGAUUGCUGAGAAGAAGGACCAAGAUGUAAAAGAAGUUUUAGAUUCUGACAAUGAUAAAUCCUUUAAGGAAGAACCAAUGGAAAUAGAUGAUGAUGUGAAAACAGAGCCACAUAUAAAUUGUCAGGAAAGUUCUCAAGUAGAUGUGGUCAAUGUCAGUGAGGGUUUUCAUCUAAGGACUAGUUAUAAAAAGAAAAUUAAAUCAUCCAAACUAGAUGGACUUCUUGAAAGGAGAAUUAAACAGUUUACACUGGAAGAAAAACAGCGCCUUGAAAAGAUGAAGUUGGAGGGUGGAAUUAAGGGUAUCGGAAAGACCUCUACAAGUUCUCUGAAAAGUCUUUCUGAGUCUCCAGUAAUAACUAAAGCAAAAGAAGGGUGUCAAAGUGACUUGCUUAUUAAACAAGAACAAAGCCCUAAUGCAAGUAAUGAUAAAUCUGAAGAUUUGAUUCGGGGAUGUUCACAGAGCGAUUCCUCAAUUCUUGGAAUCGGUGAUCCUGAUCAUACAACAAACAAACUUUAUCCAAAAGAUCAAAUGUUAGAUGACGUCUCCAUUCAGAGUCCAGAGACAAACUGUCAGAAACAAAAUUCUGUUGGAAAUGACAUAGAUGAGAGUCUCUCUGAACCUACCAGUAAAGGCCAGGAACCUAGUAAGAUUAAAACCAAAGGAAGUGAUUUUCUCGUUGAUGACUCCAAACUAGCCAGUACAGAUGAAAUUGGUACUUUGAUCUAUAAGAACAAAAAACCACUCAUACAGGAGGAUAAUGACACCAUUGUUUCUCCUUCCCAGAGCCCUUCACUUCCAUCAGUACCUAAAAGUAUCGAUGAUAGAGAUAUCCCAUCUCUGUCAAAAGCAAUGGACUUUGAAGGAAAACUGGGAUGUGACUCUGAAUAUAAUAGCACUUUGGAAAAUAGUUCUGAUACUAUGUCUAUUCAAGACAGCAGUGAAGAAGAUAUGAUUGUUCAGAAUAGCAGUGAAAGUAUUUCUGAACAGUUCGUAACUCAAGAACAAGGUAUUGAAGGCUUGGAACCAUUGAAACGUGAGUUUGUUUCAGAUCAGUCCACUGGAAACUGUGACAAGAGACCACAGAGUAAGGUAACUGAAGCAAAUGGUAAAAAAACAAGUCAAGAACAGAAAUUAGAGGAGAGAUCAGUUAAAUGUAUUGAUCAAGUCAAUCUAAAAAGUAGCACUGACAAAAAGAAUAAUGAAAAUCGAGAGUCUGAAAAGAAAGGACAGAAAGCGAGUACCUUUCAAAUAAAUGGAAAAGAUAAUAAAUCUAAAGUAUAUUUGAAAGGGGAAUGCUUGAAAGAAAUCUCUGAGAGUAAAGUAGUAAGUGGCGAUGUUGAACCAAAGCUUAAUAAUAUAAGUAAAAUAAUUCCUGAAAAUGAUAUUAAGUCUUUGACCAUUAAAGAAUCUGCUGUAAAGCCAUUCAUGAAUGGUGAUGUCAUCAUGGAAGAUUUUAAUGAAAAAAACAACGUGGAAACAAAAUCAUGUUUACUGAGAUCUUCUGAUGCUGGAGGUGACUACCAGGAUGGCCUAGAGACCCUGCCUUCAACCAAAGAGUCUGAGAGUAUACAUACUACCACACCUCCACUGUCUUGUCCAGAAAGCAGUUCAACAAAUCAGGUAGAAGAUAUGGAAAUUGAAACCUCAGAAGUUAAGAAAGUUACUCCCUCACCUGUUACUUCUGGAGAGGAAUCUAACCUCAGUAAUGAUUUUGUUGAUGAAAAUGGGCUGCCUACCAGCAAAGAUGAAAAUGUCAACGGAGAGUCUAAGAGGAAAACAGUCAUCACAGAAGUCACCACUAUGACAUCCACAGUGGCCACGGAAUCAAAAACCGUAAUCAAAGUAGCAAAAGGUGAUAAGCAGACUGUGGUCUCUUCCACAGAAAACUGUGCCAAAUCCACUGUCACGACCACCACUACAACGGUAACAAAGCUUUCCACACCCUCCACGGGCAGCAGCGUGGACAUCAUCUCUGUGAAGGAGCAAAGCAAAACUGUGGUCACCACAACAGUGACAGACUCACUGACCACUGCAGGAGGCACUCUGGUAACAUCUAUGACCGUGAGCAAAGAAUAUUCCACAAGGGACAAAGUGAAACUCAUGAAGUUUUCAAGACCCAAGAAGACUCGUUCAGGUACUGCUCUGCCAUCCUAUAGAAAAUUUAUCACCAAGAGCAGCAAGAAGAGCAUAUUUGUGUUGCCUAAUGAUGACUUAAAAAAGUUGGCCAGAAAAGGAGGAAUCCGAGAAGUCCCUUAUUUUAAUUACAAUGCAAAACCUGCCUUGGAUAUAUGGCCGUAUCCUUCUCCUAGACCGACCUUUGGUAUCACUUGGAGGUAUAGACUUCAGACUGUAAAGUCCUUAGCUGGAGUGAGCCUUAUGUUACGGUUACUGUGGGCAAGCCUGAGAUGGGAUGACAUGGCAGCCAAGGCUCCUCCAGGAGGAGGGACCACACGGACAGAAACCUCUGAAACUGAAAUCACAACGACAGAGAUAAUUAAGAGGCGAGAUGUUGGUCCUUAUGGCAUUCGAUCUGAAUAUUGUAUCCGGAAAAUCAUUUGCCCCAUUGGAGUUCCAGAAGCACCAAAAGAAACACCUACACCUCAGAGAAAAGGCCUUCGAUCGAGUGCAUUGCGGCCAAAGAGACCAGAAACGCCCAAGCAAACUGGCCCUGUUAUUAUCGAAACUUGGGUAGCCGAGGAAGAGUUGGAAUUAUGGGAGAUCAGAGCAUUUGCUGAAAGAGUGGAGAAAGAGAAGGCACAAGCAGUUGAGCAACAGGCUAAGGUUAGUGAACAGAAGAAGGCAGAGGACUUCAAGGCCCAAAUGGAGGCUCACCUCAAACAGCAGCGCUUGGCUGCCCGGCAGAAACGAUUGGAACAGCAGAAGCCUACAGCAAUUGCAGCUUCCACCACUUCCCCAACGAACAGUACGACUAGUACCAUCUCCCCAGCGCCGAAAGUGAUGGUGGCCCCCAUAAGUGGCUCCGUUACAACCGGAACUAAAAUGGUACUAACUACCAAAGUUGGAUCUCCAGCGACAGUGACAUUCCAGCAAAACAAGAACUUCCAUCAGACCUUCGCUACGUGGGUUAAGCAAGGCCAGUCAAACUCAGCCACCAGCACAGCUGCCACAUCUGCUACAACCAUUGCCAGCACAGGUCAGACGUUCCAAAUUACAGGCAAUCCAGUCACUAUGGCAGGAAAAGUAAUUACCAAACUGCCACUUCCUGCAAACAGCAAGAUUGUCGCUGUAAAUGUGCCAGCAACACAAGGAGGCGUUGUUCAAGUACAGCAGAAAGUCCUGGGUAUCAUUCCAUCAAGUACAGGUACAAGUCAGCAGACCUUUACUUCAUUCCAGCCCAGGACAGCAACAGUCACAAUUAGGCCCAAUACCUCAGGCUCUGGAGCAACCACAAGCACUUCACAAGUAAUCACAGGGCCUCAGAUCCGCCCUGGUAUGACGGUGAUUAGAACACCACUCCAACAGUCAACACUAGGAAAGGCAAUUAUUCGAACACCCGUGAUGGUACAGCCAGGUGCCCCUCAGCAAGUGGUGACCCAGAUCAUUAGAGGGCAACCCGUUUCCACCGCGAUCUCUACCCCUAAUGCAGUUUCCUCAGCACCAGGACAGAAAGCAUUAACUUCGGGAACAUCCAGUGCAAAUCUGCAGCCUUCACCCUCCCCGGCCCCUCGUCCCCAACAGGGACAGGUGAAGCUCACCAUGGCUCAACUCACUCAGUUAACACAGGGCCACGGCGGCAAUCAAGGUUUGACAGUAGUAAUUCAAGGACAAGGUCAAACGACUGGACAGUUGCAGUUGAUACCUCAAGGGGUGACUAUACUCCCGGGCCCAGGGCAGCAGCUGAUGCAAGCUGCCAUGCCAAACGGUACUGUCCAGCGGUUCCUCUUCACACCUUUGGCCACAACAGCCACAGCAGCCAGCAGCACCACCACCACCGUUUCCACUACGGCAGCAGGUACAGGUGAACAAAGACAGAGUAAAUUAUCACCCCCGACACAGGUGCCACAAGCCAAAACCUUGCCACCAGCUCAGUCAUCAAGUGUGAGUCCUCCAGAAGCCCAGCCACAGACUGCUCAGCCUUCAGCUCAGCCCCAGCCCCAAACCCAGCCCCCGUCCCCAGCUCAGCCUGAAGUGCAGACUCAGCCUGAAGCUCAGACCCCAACAACUGUUGCAUCCCAUGUCCCUCCUGAAGCACAGCCCGCCCAAGCACAGUCAUCCAAACCCCAAGUCGCAGUACAGUGUCAGCCUCAAAGUAAUGUCCAAGGACAGUCUCCUGCUCGCGUCCAAAGUCCACCACAGACUCGAAUACGUCCAUCGACUCCAUCCCAAGUGUCUCCCGGACAGCAAUCCCAGGUUCAGACUACAACCUCACAACCGAUUCCAAUUCAACCACAUACAUCUCUUCAGACACCUUCCCAGGGCCAGCCACAAUCACAACCCCAGGUGGUGAUGAAGCAUAAUGCUGUAAUAGAACAUUUAAAGCAGAAAAAGACCAUGACUCCAGCUGAAAGAGAAGAGAAUCAAAGAAUGAUUGUCUGUAACCAGGUGAUGAAGUAUAUUUUGGAUAAGAUAGAUAAAGAAGAAAAACAGGCAGCAAAAAAACGGAAGCGCGAAGAGAGUGUGGAACAGAAACGUAGCAAGCAGAAUGCCACCAAGCUCUCCGCGCUGCUCUUCAAACACAAAGAACAGCUCAAAGCGGAAAUACUAAAAAAGAGAGCGCUCCUGGACAAAGACCUACAAAUUCAAGUGCAGGAAGAGCUCAAGAGAGACCUGAGGAUUAAGAAAGAAAAAGACAUGGUGCAGGCCACAGCGGUAGCGGCUCCCUCCCCCGCAGCGCCGCCUGCGCCUCCGGCCCCUCCGCCUUCACCCCCGCCUCCGCCUCCCCCACAGCACACGGGCCCCCUGGCCACGGCCACGGCCACGGCCACGGCCACGCUGCCUGCCGCUUCCCAGAAGAGGAAGCGAGAAGAGGAAAGAGACUCGAGCUCCAAGUCCAAGAAGAAGAAAAUGAUCUCUACUACCUCAAAGGAAACUAAGAAGGACACAAAGCUUUACUGUAUCUGUAAAACGCCUUACGAUGAAUCUAAGUUCUAUAUUGGCUGUGAUCUUUGUACUAACUGGUAUCAUGGAGAAUGUGUUGGCAUCACAGAAAAGGAGGCUAAGAAAAUGGAUGUGUACAUCUGUAAUGAUUGUAAACGGGCACAAGAGGGCAGCAGUGAGGAAUUGUACUGUAUCUGCAGAACACCUUAUGAUGAGUCACAAUUUUAUAUUGGCUGUGAUCGGUGUCAGAACUGGUACCAUGGGCGCUGCGUGGGCAUCUUGCAGAGUGAGGCAGAGCUCAUUGACGAGUAUGUCUGUCCACAGUGCCAGUCAACCGAGGAUGCCAUGACAGUGCUCACGCCGCUAACGGAGAAAGAUUACGAGGGUUUGAAAAGGGUGCUGCGUUCUUUACAGGCCCAUAAGAUGGCCUGGCCUUUCCUUGAGCCAGUGGAUCCUAAUGAUGCACCAGAUUAUUACGGUGUUAUUAAGGAACCAAUGGACCUCGCCACCAUGGAAGAAAGAGUACAAAGACGGUAUUAUGAAAAGCUGACGGAAUUUGUGGCAGACAUGACCAAAAUUUUUGAUAACUGUCGUUACUACAAUCCUAGUGACUCGCCUUUUUACCAAUGUGCAGAAGUUCUUGAAUCAUUCUUUGUACAGAAAUUGAAAGGAUUCAAGGCUAGCAGAUUCUGAUAUCUUUAGUCUGAAUUUUUAACUGGAAUCAGAACUGGAUGUUGGGGUCACUCUUUCUUUUAUUGUUCCACGUGAUUACCUAAUUCAAAAUUGCCCCCCCCCACAAAGUUCAUACUAGUUAAUUUAAUGUUUUAAUGUUAAAAAUAUAUGUACAGUAGUAAAUGGUUUAUUCUAGCGGCCAUGUUGAACAAUGUACUUAAGAAUUGUAAACUCCUGGAAUGCUGUAUUUAUCCACACUGCUGCAGUAGACCGCACUCUGACUUAGUCCUGGCGGCUGUGCAGGAGUGUGGUUUUUACUAACGAAAGUUGUGAAUAAAACUGUGAAACUAGAGAGGAGACUUUCUGGACUUCAAUAGAAAAAUGUGAUUUUAAUACUGCUAUUUCUUUUUUUUUUAAUAUAAUUUUUUCUUCAUAUUCCCCGAAUCAAUGUAAAUAAGCAUGUACGUACGUACACACACACACACACACACACACACACACACACAGACACACACAGACACGCACACACACACGCGCGCACACACACACACCUUUACCACAAUGGUAAUGCCUCUGUAAAUGUUUCUAUCUGUCCCAUUGGCUAAAAAUGUAUAAUCUUUAUUAGAUGAAUAUAUAUAUAUAUAUAUAUAUUUUAAUAAUGGCUUUUUCCAGUGAACUAUCAUGUUUCAGUGUACAGUGAAAAUUUCUAUUGUAGGUUAACAGUUUCUUACUUGUUCUCAUAUAUUUGCUUGCCAAGGGUAAAUGAAAGAACAUGGCUGCUUCUUCCCCCAGACAGACUGACCUUGGCAUCCACAUAAAGCAUCAUUGUUUUCAAAAAUGAAGGGUGCUUAAUUGUUCCCUUUUUUCUGUAUUCUGUAGGUCUCAUAACAACAAACUGCAGUCUACAGCUUCUUAAAGUUCAGCGUGUUAACCUAACAUAAAACACAGCAAGAAUCUGGUUGUCUGAACUAUUUUAAAUUAAGGAGCCAGAUGUUUUUAGUCAGGUUAUCCUGACAAGACUUGACCUAAACUUCGUUUUUAUUGGUCAUAACAGUCCAAUUAUAUUCUUGGCCAAUUUUGUCCAACGGACAAGGGAAAAGCAAAGUCAACGACACCAUUAUCUUGUCAAGAUCAAAUGGUUUUACUAUUGUGGCAGAAGCGGGAAAACUUUGUUUAUUGAGAAAAAAAAAAAAGAAAAAAGAAAGCAAGAAAAAAAGAUAAUAUGGGGUCAAGUGUAACUCCAUGGAAAUGCCACGUCUGCUCUUCAGUGAAGAAGCUGGUUUAGUCUCACAGAAAACUUUUGACUGUAUUUAUUUAUUGUUGCAAAAAAGAUGCUUUUUUAUUGCUGCCCUCAUUUGUCAGCUAAUUAUUUUUUCUUAUAAAAUUCAGCCCCGGUUUCAUGUAAUCCAUAUCUUAUCAUGAUUCCUGUAGGUAAAAGUACAAGACGACCUCUAGAUGUCUUUUCUUUCUAUGAAAGGAGCUGCUAUGUACACAUGUGCACACAGACACACACACACACACACACACACACACACACACAACUGGGAAUCAACAAUGAGUUUAUUGUUCAUGGUAGAUAAAAAUUAAGCUUGCAUAAAGGUUGGGCUAAGUGGUCCUGGACUACAGACUCUGUUGCCUUGAAUAUAACAGUACAAUUUGUCAUUUACUCUGCACCAGGCUAAACUGAGUAAAAUCUAUUUGAAGGUAUCUUGUUUGUAAACAUUUGUCAGAUUCUAAUUUUUUUUCUUUUUGUAUUAAAAUUCAACUAUGGAUGUAUAUGAAACAAAAUAAAUGGAGAUCAUUUUUCUCCCACAGAUGGUGUCUUUGAAUGUGCGCUAAUGAUUAUCUGUAAGCCUUUGAGGGGAAAGGGAGGGCCACAAGGUAAACAAAAGGCCGACGAACUUCAUUGUACCUGAGUUUCUCCAGGAUGAUAGUGGCCCUUCGUUUUAGAAUUCCCAGCCCACUGUCACUACAUCCAAGAAAAAUCUUCAGGGGUGCUAAUCCUGUUGUAUCAAUUGAUCGUACUAAUAAAAGAGGUAAUGUGGCAAAAUACACAUUGCCCUCAUGUGUACGUUAUAUCAUACCAGGCAAAUUAGCAGUUACGGACAGCUACUUCUAUUUUAUGAAGGGCGUUUUUUAGAUGACAUGAUCCAUUUUGUAUUUUUUGUUUAUUGGUUGAGUCGUCUGGGUUUGGGGGGUUUUUUGUUUGUUUUUUUCCUCAUAAAAAGUAGUGUAAGCAAGUAUGGGAAAAGAUGGAAACAACAGAGGAAGGUAUACUUUGCAGAUUUUUCCUUUCGGUGUUCUCCCCUUCCACGUUGUGUUACUGUGUUGUGAUAAUCGCUUCUGUAACAUCUGCCGUAGGUGGUUUGUGGAGCUUUGCAAAAAUUUUACUAGAUUUUGCACUAAUGCGCAUUAGCUUUGUCCUACCGGUUUCUGGAAUUUGUCUAAUCAUGUUUUUAAAGUUUCCUUCUGUUUAAUAUCACCCUGCUAUGCAAAGCCUUUCCCAGACCUUAGUUUCUUAAAAGAAAGAGGUGGCUCCAGUUCCCAGUUCUUCCUUAUUACAGACUCAGGUGUGCAGGUGUUCUGGGUUCAUUUUAUCUCAAGAAGCCCAUUCCUUUUUGUACAUACGAAUGUCACUUAAAGCUCUGCUUACAAACUUAAGGAGACUAACUGCUCAAUAUGAAAACGUGGAAACAGAGUUUUUGCUUAAAAUACUAACACGGAAGUAGUCAAAUACAGGUUAUUUACAGGUUAUUUUGUCCUUUUACUUUUCAAGAAAAUGUUACCUAUUGUAUGCACUGUGCUGAUGCAAGAGUCCUACAAUUUAAUGAAUUAUAAAAUUAUUCUGCAUCUCAUCACGUCACAGUAUUUCUGUACUAUUUAUUCAUAUAUAUAUAUAUAUAGAUAUAGAUAUAUAUGGGCUUAAUCAUUUAAAACUUGUUGCGGCAAGAACUUUCCUACCUGUAGGCAAUAGAUUGCUAUGUUUUUAACAGAUUGUGGCAAAUUCUAAACAGCAAUUCUUUUUGUACGUAAUAGGACGUUUCAUCCUAGAAAAAUAAAGUAAUGUUUUUGACAUUGGAUUUGGUGCAGUUUCUAAUGAAACAGUGGUUGGUUGGUUGGUUGGUUGGUUGAUAUAUUUUCUGUAGCCAUUGGCAUUGCCAAAUUGUACCAAAAAAAGGUAAAUUCUAUGGGGAUCCUCAGACCAGGAAGUUGUUAGUUUCAUGUGUGCAUUUAACAACAAAGCCUUUGGCAAUUUCUGCCACCAUAUAAAUAGGCAUUUUAUAGUUUUAUCAACUUAAUAGAGCUUCAGUCUUUCAAAAGUCAUUUUUGAAAAACAUACAUUCUUAUGUAAUGAAUUUCACAAGCUGCUUUUCUACGAGUAUUCUCUGACAGGCUCCUCCUAUUCCAUAAGAUACACGUAUUAUAGCUGUUUCCCUUUCAAUAGUCCGAGUAGUAGAAUGCACAUUUGUGAUACGUGGUUAGGGUUUUUCUACUUCGUCUUGUAAAUAUAUUGAAUUUGCAUCUAGUAGGUGUCCUUGGCCAAAAACUAUUGGUGCUUGGGGGUCUCAUCUGCCAAGUUCACAGUCCUUGAAAACGUUUCAUAAUAAUAAGUAUUUUCAUAAUAUCGGUAAAGCUUUUUUCUCCCAUCCAGAUUCUGCAGGAUUUGUAUUUUAGCUAAUGCCCUGCAAUAGGUUAAAAAAAUUUUUUUGUGAACUUUCAGAGCUAUUUUCUAAAGUAAAACAAUGCCUUUUUAUACUUUAAAUGGCCUGGAGUGUUAGAGACCCUGAGAUUUUGCCGUUGUUUAUAAUCUACCUUCCCGGAAUCUGUAAAUCGAUGUUCUUCCCCUCUUUGUAUUCAUCUUUGUGUGUUUCUGAUAUUAAAGGAGCCAGCCUCGUGGUGACCUUUUAAGUGUGCGUGGACGGGCUGAGCUAGACACAGCUGCACGGUAGCGGUGGCGGCCCCUGCUCUUUCCGUGAUUGAGGGUGUUCCCCGGAGGCGUCCAGUUUAGUCCUGAAUGUGAGAAUGGCGCCACCUCAUGGGCAAAGCAGUGUCUUAAGUGUUUGGAGGGGAAGAGCCAGCUGAGAAGUAUUUUUAAUAAUGCGAAGUAUUCUGAUACUUCUGGAUAAACUACUGAGAAAGACGUUUCUUAGAAGAUCACACCCCAUUUGAUCCAAUUUGGACCAAAUUCAACUAAAGAAAAGCUCUAUUUUUUUAAAUAAUAAAGUCCCAGACUUGAAACGGGGAUUGUAAUUGCAAUUGGUAGGCCAGUUUUUAGGUGUCUGCAUAUAGGCUGUUUGAUCCACCUUAAGAACGAUUGAAGGAAUUUAAACAAACAGUGCCAAAUGAUGUCUUUUAAAAAGUUAAAAGUCAGUACCCAAAAAAGGCAUAUAUUUUUUUAUAGACCUGAAAGCAAGACAAGUACUUUUUUUUUUUCUUGAGUUCUAACAGCUUAAUUCUAAGGAGGGAUGGUACCGAGUUCCUCUCGAAGGCAAUGGAGUGUUCUAUUGAGAGACUACUGCCAGCGCACAUAGUCUUUUAGUCUUUGGCGCACAAACACACGUGCUAAGAAAAAUCUAUCAGGGCAAAAGGAUUAGGAACUACAAUGAAUUUGCUACUUAAAUGUUUCCAUAAAAUUACAGAUGGUGGCCAAUGAAAUUCUUCUUAACCUUUUUUGCCCAACUUGGGAUUCUCCGUCUUACCACCUCCUGUGCACACACACCCCCGCCCAUCACUGCUCUCACUGGAGCCUCACUUGUCUCUCGUUGCAACCUGGUCUUGAACAAUGGCCAUAACCCUGGGCAGCUCCUAAAAAGCUGGCCUGCUUGUGUUUGCCGGGACGUACGCACUAACCGUAUGACCACGCGUCACACAGAUCACACAGUUCUGCCGUUUUGUGUGUUUCCAAAACUCAGAAACUAUCAUCAAAUCAGUCUAAUCAAACCCUAACCCUAACCCUCAGGCUUCUGUCAAAGUGAUGUGUUCCCCUCCCUUUUAAUCCAAAGCUAUUUAUAGAA
Molecule: messenger RNA, 14320 nt
Organism: Lynx canadensis (Canada lynx)
Lineage: Eukaryota; Metazoa; Chordata; Mammalia; Carnivora; Felidae
Gene: BPTF
Product: bromodomain PHD finger transcription factor
Exons: 32
Coding region: 219-9326 (3035 amino acids)
Biological process (GO): regulation of transcription by RNA polymerase II
Cellular component (GO): NURF complex
Molecular function (GO): RNA polymerase II cis-regulatory region sequence-specific DNA binding
Source: RefSeq, a predicted model, not a curated record